AUACCUUGACUUUUUAAAUGCUUGAAAUUGAUUUGACUGACACGUAUUUUGCUUUUUGUGCGUGACAUCUCACAGUACUAACUUAACUUUUGAAGGAAAUGGAUGAAUAUAGAUUUAGCUGAAUAAAUUGAUCAUUCAAAAGCACUACUUUGUUAUUAGUAAUGAACGAUAAUACAAUGUAUAACUACUAUGCUGUUUUAUACCGUCAGUGGAAUAUGAAAGGAGAAUUCUGUUUUGUGAAUUUUGUUCAUUUAAAACAUUAUACGAAAUGGUAUUCAAUGACAAAGGUUUUUAUUAUUUACGAUGAAAACGCGCUAUUGAUUUUGCUGUUAUUCUAAUGUACCGGUAAUGUCUACUCUAACGGUAAUGUAAAUGGCGAGUGUAUCAUUAUAAUGGCGCAUGUAGCUCACUUGCCUGAAGAACAAGUGUGACAUCACUUGACUGGCAGCGCCGGGUGAGGAGGAGUAGGGGGUCCGUGAGUUUACUUUGCCUUCGUGGGAGUGUUGUACUACAUUACGCAAAGUUCAGGAUUUCAACUCGGCUGCAGUUGACAACAUUCGAGGAUAUCCGUGCGGAUUCCCAACUUUUUUCCCACCCUUGGUUGCGGCGUACUUUUACUUUCCUUGUAUGAAGCGACUCUUUAGUGUGACUCGACUGGCCAGAAAAUAAUCCAUAUCUGGUCAAAGUAUUCAACUGUCACAAAGCGGGACCCGUUCGCUAUAAAUAGCCGGGAUAAGCAGUGGAGGAGGUACGUGCAUAUGAAAACUAGCGGACUAGUCCUUAACAAAUACAAAAACUCACGAAUAAUUAGCAUAUAAAGAACUUUUGCCAUAUCCCAUGUUUUAACCCAGACUCUAACUAAAGCUUCAAAUGAACCGGUGUUCCAUCGAAGUGUGGGGAGGGGGGGCAGAUUCGAAAGAAUGCACAUGAAUGACAGACAGCUGUCCGCCUGCAUAAAUUCUGCAUAAAUUCCCGACCUAUAUCUUGUUAACCUAAGGUUAACUGCUGUUUUUAUCAGCUGUCCCCCAUCAGGGUUUAAGAAGCAGGCCAGACUUUCCACUGCAGUUUGGCCCACAAACCUUCAACUCCUCACUGACCAGCAGGAGGCUAGUUUAGUUGUGAAGCCAAACAACAGACAGAGUACUGGGGUGUAUUUAUUACGCCGAUUCUGUUGAAAAACAUUUUUUUUAUACUCCUAAUGGAAAACUGUUUGCAACGUUUUGGACAAAUUCAGACUUCCUUUUGAAAACGUCGCUGGGCACUUAGUUGUCUUUUUUUGGGGGGGGGGGUCAUUGGGAUUCUAUUGCGCCGCCAUGUCCACCUCCUAUAAGAAGGAAGUAGUGAACUACAGGGAAGUGGAUGAGGAUGAACUACUGAAGAAACUCUCAGAGGAAGAGCUACAGAGGCUGGAGGAUGAGCUGGAGGAGUUAGAUCCGGACAAUGCCCUGUUGCCGGCCGGGAUGAGGCAGAAGGAUCAGACCAAGAAGGCGCCGACCGGAACCUUCCAGAGAGAGAACCUGGUAGCCCACCUGGAGAAGCAAGCCAAGGAACAUCCUGACAAGGAGGACCUGGUUCCGUUCACUGGAGAGAAGAGAGGUAAAGUCUUUAUACCUAAGGAUAUGGUGGACCCCAUCAUGGAGAAUGUAUCUCUGGAGCCAGAGCUGGAGGAGGCACUGGCCAACGCCAGCGACGCUGAGCUCUGCGACAUUGCCGCCAUUCUGGGAAUGCACACUCUGAUGAGUAACCAGCAGUACUACGAGGCUUUGGCCAGCAGCAAUAUAGUCAACAAACAAGGCCUUAACAGUGUUAUCCAGUGUACUCAGUAUAAGCCUGUGCCUGAUGAGCAGCCCAACUCUACUGACGUGGAGGAGACGCUGUUGAGGAUGCAGAGGGACGACCCUGACCUGCUGGAGGUCAACCUCAACAACAUCAAGAACAUUCCAGUGAAGACACUGAAGGCUUUUGCAGAAUCCCUGAUCGAGAACACUGUAGUGGAACGCUUCAGCCUGGUGGGAACCAGGAGUAAUAAUCCCGUAGCCUUUGCCCUGGCAGAGAUGCUGAAGGUGAACACCACACUGAAGAGUCUAAACAUAGAAUCCAACUUCAUCACAGGGACGGGUAUCCUGGCUCUCAUUGCCUCACUGCAGUCCAACACAACCCUGCAGGAACUCAAGAUCGACAACCAGAGCCAGCCGCUAGGUAACAAGGUGGAGAUGGAGAUAGCCAGCAUGCUGGAGAAGAACACCACGUUGUUGAAGUUUGGCUACCACUUUACCCAGCAGGGCCCCAGGCUGAGGGGCUCCAACGCCAUGAUGAACAACAAUGACCUGGCUCGGGUAAUCCGAUCUGAUCAUCACUCGGACAAUUCCUUUACCCUCACUCUGUCCGUGCCGGAACUGGAGAGGGCAUUUGGUAAAAAAGUUCAAGCCGAAACUCACCAAACCCAAGACCAAGAAAUAAGAAAGAGAAGGCUUGAAGGAGGUCCCAUCUUCCCCAAGUGUCGGACAAGUGUGUAGCGCCGUGCCAGGCGGCAGCACUGCCCGGGCCCAUAUUCAGCCAGACGCACUCCAACAGAUAUCCCAUCAACCCCUGCUUCCGAAACCCUAACCUCGACCCCUCCGAUGACAGAAAUCUUUCCAAGUCGAAUGUCAGGGGCUUUGGCAAGUCUUGUUCCUACUGUGGAAUGGAGUUGAUCUACUAUUGUAAAAAAAAAAGUUUUUCCCUUCACAGAUUUCUACUGAUAUAGGUUUAGAUAUCUUCAGUAAUAAUAAUAAUAUCUGGUAAUUGUGACAUAGAGGAAAUAUUUAUUUUGUUGUUAUUUUGUUUACUGGAGAUGAACUUGUUGUGGUUGAAGAUGAAAUGGUGUUACACCCAUAAUGUAUAUUGUACCACAUGCCAAGGGCAGCAGAUAGCCUAACGGUUAAGAGUGAAAGGUCGCCGGUUCAAAUCCCCGAGCCGACUAGGUGUGAAAAAAUCUGAUGGAUGUGCCCUUGAGCAGGGCAUUUAACCCUAAUUGCUCCUGUAAGUCGCUCUGGAUAAGAGCGUCUGCUAAAUGACUCAAAUGUAAAUAACUUAACUUGUUUAUGAUGUUAAUACCACAUUACGGAUUUCAGCAUUUCGCAACCACGUAACUUAAUGUUUUAAGACACUUUGUGCUGUCUGUAAGCAAAGGCACAUAACGGUACAUGGAAGUUUUGUUCAGAGGAAUUGUUAAAGAUUCAAAACAUUUGGGGUGUAAGUUGUUUGUUUGUCAAAGUUGACCCCAUAGAGACAACCACUAAAAGCUGGUCCUAGAUCAGUUUGUCCGCUAUGGUGUAAAUUCUGUAGUAUUACUGAUCUCUAGUCAGUUUAAGUCUUCUCGGUCAAACCUUACACAGAGAGAGGUUGCUACUAAGCGUUGGUUCUAGAUCAGUUUCGUGACGAAGUCGAUAUCUACUUAAGACUGACCAGGUGAAAGCUAUGAUCCUUUGUUGAUGUCACUUGUUAAAUCCACUUCAAAUCAGUGUAGAUGAAGGGGAGGAGACCGGUUAAAGAAGGAUUUUGAAGUCUUGAGACAUGGAUUGUGUAUGUGUCAUUCAGAGGGUGAAUGGGCAAGACAACAAAUUGAAAUGCCUUUGAACUGGCUAUGGUAGUAGGUGCCAGGUGCACCGGGUUGAGUGUGUCAAGAACUGCAACGCUGCUGUUAUUUUCACGCUCAACAGUCCCUUGUGUAUCAGGAAUGGUCCACCACCCAAAGGACUUCAAACCAACUUGACACAACUGUGGGAAGCAUUGGAGUCAACAUAGGCCAGCGUCCCUGUGGAACACUUUCGACACCUUGUAGAGUCCGUGCCCCGAUGAAUUGAGACUGUUCUGAGGGCGAAAGGAGGGGUCAAACUCAUAAGGUGUUCCUAAUGUUUUGUACACUCAGUGAAUACUUGUUUUGUUCACCUGUGUGUUGGUCACUGACGGACAAACUGAUAUAGGACCAGCUCUUAGUGGCCGUCUCUGAAGAUGAUUUGGAAUGAUGACAUGUCAUCAUGGCAAGUUAUGAUUGAUUAUGUUAAAUGAUUACUUUAGUUACACAGUAAAGGGAGUUGCAGCAUCCCCCCCCUCCCCUUUUUUCAGUUACGCUGGUCGAAAUGCUGUCAGUUGAAUGUGUCUUGCAACCCAAAAGUGUGCAAACUAUGAAUUCACUGUCAUCAUUCUGUAGCCUAUCAAAGCCCAAGAAAAAGCAUAAAGACAAAUGACUUGUCCUGCCUGUUGUAAGAUCCUAUGAGAUUUUUCCUUUAAUGAACACCCCUUCAGGUAUUGUUGCUAUGUGGCCAGGUAUCAGAGUUGUCAUGCACCAUUUGUUUUUGAGGGGAGCACUGAUGACUAAAUUCAAUAUCCUGUCAUUAAAUCUGUGUUAAAAUAAACAAUAUAUAUUGGAUGAAGGAUGGAUGAGGGGGAUACGUGCCCGCUCAGAUUCAAAGGGCAUAAUGCUACUGAUUAGGUAUAUUACUGUAUGGUCAAAAGGGACAACUAUAGUGUGUACAACAACCCAUCCCCGUAUGAACUACUGCUGAAUAUGACUGUUUUCCUUGCCCUAGCCUGGCUGUUGUUCUUUCUUGAGUAUGAGUAUGUUUUUGUUAAGAUAGUUCACACGAUUGUAUGUUGUUGUUCAUGGAUAAAUCAGGUUUGAAAGUA
This is a messenger RNA of Oncorhynchus gorbuscha (pink salmon), 4668 nucleotides long. RefSeq names its product tropomodulin-1-like. The transcript is spliced from 11 exons. NCBI's taxonomy places the organism in Eukaryota, Metazoa, Chordata, Actinopteri, Salmoniformes, Salmonidae. Bases 1314 to 2516 code for a protein of 400 amino acids. Gene Ontology annotation, cellular component: striated muscle thin filament; myofibril. Gene Ontology annotation, biological process: pointed-end actin filament capping; myofibril assembly; muscle contraction. Gene Ontology annotation, molecular function: tropomyosin binding. The record is from RefSeq and is a predicted model, not a curated record.